CCCAAUAAAUAAUAAUAAUCCGCGUUAAACAAAAGAAGGUGAAGUACUUGCCAAUUCUACAACCCUACCUUCCUUUCUUUACGUUAACAGACAACUCCCUUAAAACCUUACUCACUCGUUAAAAAAAAAAAAAACUACUCAGACUUGCUAACAAUGUUCCUCUCAACAUCCAUAGUCACACACACAUUGAAGUCUUUGGUUCUAUUCCUUUAGAUUAUAUAUUACUACGUAUCAAAGUAUGCUUCCUGCCUUCAGUUCGCUCCCUUACAAUACCAACCAAGUCCAAAUUGAUAGAACCAGUGCUUCAGUCGCCCAACAGCAGGUUAUGCCGAAUCCAAGUUGGCCCAAUCCCAUGCAAAUUCAGUCUCAAACGGGUACAAUCAAUCCUCAAACUGCAAUUCUUUUCAAUAAUUCUAAUACCCAUUUGAGCAAUGGCACUAUACCAAUGCCCAAUAGGUCGAAUUUGGCACCUUCAUCUUCUUUUAUCAAUGCCCCCAAUCAUCCUUUUCCUCUGCAAAAUGGUUUGUCCCUUUUGGGUUCUCCCGGUGGCGUUAUUUCUCACCCGGGUCACCCGGCUCAGUGCUCGGGUGGUUUCAGUCAUCAAAAGUUGAAUUGCAUCACUACAUCAGUACAGGGUAUGAAUUCUGUACAGAGUAUGAAUGGAAUUAAUCCCUCUCAACCACCUGGCCAAAUAUUUGGUAUUAAUCCUAUGAACAUGCCUCAAUAUUUUAACCAAAAUGCCAGUCUGCAAAGUGGUCAAAUUUACAUGCAGAAUCCAAUGCAAAAUGUUUACCAGUUUGUCCAACCGCAGAUGUCACACUAUGCUCAAGUUGUUCCUUGUAAUCCUCUGCCCCCAAACAAUGUUUCUCAUGCUAUGGGUCCUCAAAAUCCUAACUUUAUGGCUAAUCCCCAGUUCGGUAUGGUGCAUACGAAUGGAGCUAUGCAGGCCGGUGACCAAAAUCAGCAUAAUUUUGUUUUACCAACAAUGGAUGUUAAUGGAUUGAAACAUACACCUACUACUACUCAGCAAUUAAGAGGGAACUCAUCUUUGCCAAUUGCUUUUGGGUCUGCUCAAUCGCAACAAGUCCAGCAGAACUUCCGUCCUAAUGUUUUCAUGAAUUCACAGGGCAAUUUGGGCAAAGAUGGUGGUAUUAUUAAUUUAAAUUCGAACCGGAAUGAUUCUCAAAAGCAGAAUUGGAAAAGGAAUCCGGAAAGAGAUGUAACGCACAGCAGAAUUUCAAAGACCCAGUUUCAUCAUAGGCAAAAUGCAAAGGGGAAGUUCGGGUUUCAAAAAGAACAUGGGGCAAAAGGUUAUAACAAUGACAGAGCAAGAAAAUCUGGCGUUGCUAAUUCUUCCAACCAAACUCGGGUGGAACAGAGAAGAUCUCUCCCUUUGAACUACAACGAACAAGAAAUCCAACAGUGGCGUGAAGAACGCAGGAAGAAUUACCCAUCAAGCGUCAACAAGGAGAAGAAGCUGAUGGAAUCUGAAGUCAUUGAGAGAUGUGCGAAGUUACGACGCCAGCAACUGAAGGAAAUUUUAGCAAAACAGGUCGAGUUGGGUUGCGAAGUUGCAGAAAUACCGUCAUACUAUCUUUCAGAUUCAGAGAAACAAGUGAAUGGAAGGGAAGCAAAUCAAAGGGCAAUGACUAAGAAGGAGAGGUUCCAAAACAAGUUCAACAAAAGAGGAAGAUUCCGGCAAAAUGACCGGCUUGCCAAGAAGCAACUGUUAGCAGACCACGAUUCAUGUAAUGUGCAUGAUCAAAACAACCGGUUUCCCAAGAAGCAAAAGUCAGCGGAUAACAAUUCAUCUACACCAUCUACUCUGAGCACCAGGCAGCCAACUCUUUUGCAGAGGCUUCUAUGUGCAGAUAUCAGGAGAGAGAAAACCCGCUUGCUGCAGGUUUUGAGGUUUACGGUGAUGAAUUCUUUCUUCAAUAAAUGGCCUAAGGAGCCUCUGAGAUCCCCCUUGGUAGUAGUUAAACAGACUGGGUGUAACAGUGAUGUGGUUGACGAGAAAUGUCCGAAUAUGGGAAGUGGUGUUUCUGAAGGAAGUAACUACACAAAGAUUGAAGCACAUGAGGAUGUAAAUGAUGAUGAUGACAACAAUGGUGGUGGUGGUGGUGACGACAACAACGACAAUGCCACUAAUGAACAUGGUUCUUAUGUUAAAGAAGUGGCUCAUUUUACUAGUUUAGAAGGUAGUACUAGGAACGAAACUGAGGAAUGUGAGGAGGAAGAGGGAGAAAUCAUUUACUAGUUUCUGCAUGUGUAUAUAACAGACCAUUUCUGGAAACAGAAUUGGGCAACCUAGUAGUGUUUUUUUUGUUUUUUUCAAGUUGUUUUUGUAAUAUGCCUUCACAAAUGGAAAGAAAUUGUGAAAACAUUCCUGGAAACAGAAUUAUGCAAUUUAUGUUUGUUUAGGAGAAAUCAUGAUUUCUUGUA
Messenger RNA from Cornus florida, 2445 nucleotides. RefSeq lists its product as uncharacterized. Lineage: Eukaryota; Viridiplantae; Streptophyta; Magnoliopsida; Cornales; Cornaceae. The record is from RefSeq and is a predicted model, not a curated record. The coding region runs from base 239 to 2260 and encodes 673 amino acids. Gene Ontology annotation, cellular component: nucleus. Gene Ontology annotation, biological process: box C/D snoRNP assembly. The transcript has 8 exons. Gene Ontology annotation, molecular function: RNA binding.